CAAACUGAGACCCUUGAAUUUUUUACGUGGAAUUGAAGAUGGCUGAUAAAGUUGCGUCACCAGUAGUUGCCCCGGCGACGGGUUCACCUGCUCCUCCAAAGGCAGAGGUAGCCAAGAAAGCACCAAAGGUGAAGAAUUCAAAGACUAAGGCAACUCAUCCGAGUACAGCUGACAUGGUCAAUACCGCUGUCAAGACUCUUGCUGAGCGUAAUGGAUCAUCCCUUCAGGCUAUCAAGAAGUACAUCGCUGCAAACUACAAGAUCGACACCACGAAACAUGCUCUCUUCAUCAAGAAGUACCUAAAAUCAGCAGUUGUUGCCGGAACCCUGGUGCAGACUAAAGGAAGUGGUGCAUCUGGAUCCUUUAAACUCGCGGUGAAGAAGACAGACGUGCCGAAGCCAAAGCCCAAGGCCCAAGCUCCCAAGAAAGAAGGAUUACCGAAGAAGGCAGCGAAGAAGACCGAAGCAGCAAAGCCUAAAGCCAAGAAAGCAGCUUCUCCUAAGAAAGCUGCGGUGAAGAAACCAGCUGCUGAGAAGAAGAUUGCCAAGCCGAAGGAAGUAGCAAAAGCUGCGGCUAAACCAAAAAGCCCUAAGGCGAAAAAGGCUACGAAAGGACCAACUGCUAAACCCAAGGCGCCAAAACCGAAAAAGCCUACUAUUCCAAAAACCAAAGCAGCGGCUAAGAAACCAGCCCAGAAGAAGUGAAUUGAAUAUACUAAUUCAAUUUAACCAUGAUUAUAAUCAAACGGCCCUUUUCAGGGCCAACAAU
Messenger RNA from Diachasma alloeum, 768 nucleotides. Its product is annotated as histone H1. Gene Ontology annotation, molecular function: structural constituent of chromatin; double-stranded DNA binding; nucleosomal DNA binding. The transcript has a single exon. The coding region runs from base 39 to 704 and encodes 221 amino acids. Gene Ontology annotation, biological process: nucleosome assembly; chromosome condensation; negative regulation of DNA recombination. Lineage: Eukaryota; Metazoa; Arthropoda; Insecta; Hymenoptera; Braconidae. Gene Ontology annotation, cellular component: nucleus; nucleosome. The record is from RefSeq and is a predicted model, not a curated record.